UUUGUGACUUCAAAACGAGGCUUUCAAUAACCCGAACGUUUGAUCUGAUUUUGGAGGAAGUAAGAAAAUUACAUGAUGGUUUUCUAAUGCUGCAAGCUAGUGACCAUGGGCCAGUGUUUGGGCACGGAUUGUGCUGGUUUAUGCCCUAGAUGGUCAUAUAGACAACAAAGUGGCUUUGAUAGAUAUACAAAAUUCGCCCCGAAAAACAACUGGAAAUAUGGUGAUGAGCAUCUUCUGAGUGAGAUCCAGGAUCCCCGCUCUGAUGAUGAGUUUGAUUUCUCAGACAUGAGCAGUGAGCUUUCUCCAAAGAGAAAAAGUCAUGAUUCUCCUCUCAAUAAAAGAAACAAUGAUUACAGCGAGAAUGAUGUCAGAAAACAUCAGCCACAGAAGAAUAGCCUUGCGGCACAGAAGUCACAGUACACCACAGUCACAAUAGAUACUUGAUAUCAUCCUUUCUAUUAUUAUUAUUAUUAUGAUAAUUAGAUUUUAUUAUAGUAUUUAAGCAUUUUGUACCAUAAGAAAUAGCAUGAUAGUUGUAGCGAGUUUUUUAGGCAUGAUGUAUGUUACAUAUAUAUUAUAUAUCGUCUAGAGUAGCCUGCGCAGCGGCUCAAGGGAAGGGGAGGGACCCCUCCCCUUCCCUUGAGCCCGUCCCCUUCCCUUGAGCCGCUACGCAGGCUACGUCUAGAGUUCUCGCUAAACCAUUAAAACCAUAUACUACGAACUGAAAAAAUCGAAUUGAAAAAAAAGGUACUCUGUGACAAUGUUAUCUUGGCUUAUUUCCUUUUUUGCCUAUGAGAGUCUUACUAAAUAGGGAGAGCUUAUUUUUAAAAUCUGAUGUUUGAUAUCUGUUUUUAGUUCUAAGCCAUUUUAAACAUUUUACUGAUUUCUGCAUGUACAAGUAAAGGCAAGCAGUUAUGUAAUUGUGUGGAAGAUUGCAGUCAAUAUUAGUCAAACCAAGCUAUAAUAAUGCUUACAUUUUUGGUUUUCACAUGAGACCUUGGAGUCAAUGAUACCAUAACAGUAUUUCUUACAUAGAUUUGACCUUACAAAUCAUCACUAAGGUAGGUGAGCUUCUCUCCUGAAUUUUCCGAUUUGAUAUUUCAUAAGUUUCAUAUUUUUUUCUUUUUGGGUAACAAGAAUUUUAAACCCCCUAAUCAUAAUGUUACAUGUAUGACAACGUAUUCCUACAGUAAUGGUAAAUACGUGGUAUUCCUCAUUCUCAAAAGUAAAUGUGUUGUUGUUGUGGCAAGGAAAUACGCAAGUUGUACCCUCAAUCUUAACCGAUUUAGCCUGGAAUAAACGUUAUUAUCUUUAAGUUA
Molecule: messenger RNA, 1319 nt
Organism: Nematostella vectensis (starlet sea anemone)
Lineage: Eukaryota; Metazoa; Cnidaria; Anthozoa; Actiniaria; Edwardsiidae
Exons: 4
Coding region: 106-444 (112 amino acids)
Source: RefSeq, a predicted model, not a curated record